GACGUCAUGCCAGUGAGUUCCCUUCACCGUCGGCCGCUUUACAGGCAGCACAACAUUAGCUCGUUAGCUACAGUGGUUUUGACACGAGACGAGAAUUAACAGAGUUGUGCCUUGUGAUAUAAUGCAAUCAACGAUGAAGAAGGAAGCCGAGAAUGUUUGUGUGCUCUGCUGCCAGGACAUUGAUCUUUUCGCCGUGGGGAAAUGUGACCACCCGGUGUGUUACCGGUGCUCCACUAAGAUGCGGGUGCUGUGCGAGCAGAAAUACUGCGCCGUCUGCCGAGUGGAGCUGGACAAGGUUAUAUUCGUUCGAAAGCUACAACCCUUCGCUGCUCUCGCGCAUCAGGAAUUCCAGGCUGAGAAGAAAUAUGACAUCUACUUCGGUGACGGAAAAAUCUUCGCCCAGUUCAGGAAGAUUUUGCUGUCUGAAUGUCCACAAUGUCCUGAACCCAAAGUGUUCUCCAAAUUCGAGGAGUUGGAGCAGCAUAUGCGGAAGCAGCAUGAGCUCUUUUGCUGCAAAUUAUGUGCUAAGCACUUGAAGAUAUUCUCCUAUGAGAGGAAGUGGUACAACCGCAAAGAACUGGCUCGACAUCGGACACAAGGGGACCCAGACGACACGUCUCAUCGCGGCCACCCGCUUUGUAAAUUCUGUGACGACCGAUAUCUGGAUAACGACGAACUGCUGAAGCACUUAAGGCGAGACCACUACUUUUGCCAUUUCUGUGAUGCAGACGGAGCACAAGAAUACUACAGUGACUACCGCUAUCUCAGUGAUCACUUCAGAGAGAGCCAUUUUCUGUGUGAGGAAGGUCGCUGCAGUACAGAGCAGUUCACGCAUGCCUUUCGGACAGAGAUCGACUACAAAGCCCACAAAACCGCUGCCCACAGUAAGAACCGGGCCGAGGCACGGCAAAACCGGCAGAUAGACAUACAGUUCAACUACGCCCCACGCCAGCAGAGAAGGAAUGAUGGUCUAGUAGGUGCCGACGAUUAUGAGGAAGUCGAUCGCUUCAACAGACAAGGGCGCUCGGGAAGAGGAAGACCGCAGGGGUUACACCAAAAUGUCAGAAGCUGGAGGUACAAUAGAGAGGAAGAGGAUAAGGACCUGGCUGCGGCGAUUCAGGCCUCACAGGCUGCUCGCCGACAGGCGGAGAGGGGACAAGUUCAUGAGAGAGGUGGCCAAAAACCACGCAAAGAGGAGACGAUGGCUGGCGACGAAUUAAGAGGCAAUCGAGGGACAGUCAAACCUCCUAGUGACAUACAAGGUCGAUCAGCGAAGAAUAAUGUCCCGCUGAAGGGUGAAGACUUCCCAGUAUUAGGAGCUGGUGCAACACCACCGCCACCGCCGCCUGUUCAUAGCAUGGUGAAACCCACUCCUGUCUCACUGAAAGAGGAUGAUUUCCCUAGCCUGGUACAUUCUGGUACAAUGGGUCCAACCCCAAUGACACCAGCAUACACGGCUCAAGCUAGAAAACCUUCUUCUUUCCAAGAGGAGGACUUCCCAGCACUUGUCUCAAAGAUCAGACCUCAUAAACCUCAAGAGAAUACGACAUCUGCUUGGUCCCAAGUAGGAAGUAAAUCUGGCGUGCUCAAUAAUAAGCCUGUGGUUCUGCCGACAAAGGCACACUCGCACAGUGCCCCUGUGUUUUCCUCUAGUGACCCACCACCCUCCUCUACUGUUCCUCAGGCUCAGGUGUCUCGCCGCAAGAAGAAGCUUACCUCUUCACAGAGCACCAAAGCUACAUCCAAAGUCAAAUCUCCGGUCUCGUCAGAUGAUGAGGACCCCCAAACUGGCAAAAUGGUUCCGGAGGUUCGUGCUGUCCCCACCAUGUUAGACAUUUCUUCCCUGCUUACAGUGAAGACUGGCUCAUCGCAGCCCAAUAACAAAAACGGCAAGAAGAAGAGACAGCCUUCAGCUACCCCUUCCGGGACGGCCGCAGAUAACAUGGUAUUGGUUACCGCUGCGGCUCACAAAGAAAACGUACCCAAGACCAAGCCACCAGAUGGUGGUGUUCCAAAAGGCACCGUGGUCCCCAAAUCAAAUAUGUUCAUAAACGGAUAUAAGGAGAAACCUAAGGAAACUAAGAACACCAUCCUUCCUGAAGAACCCCCUGCCCCUAAAAAGCAGCCCAUCUCUGAACCACCAGCUGCACCUGAAGAAGAGGAUUUCCCUGCUCUCAUUACUAAGAAACCUCCACCUGGUUUUAAGACCACAUUUUCAUUGAAGAACAUUCAGACAGUGCUUCCUCCUCCUCCUCCUCCUGGUCUCGGGCCUGUGGUCAGCAAGCCUCCUCCAGGAUUCACCGGUGUCCCGCUCAACAGUAACGUAGCAGAAUGCACGGUGCCAGAGUUGAACAGUUGUAGACCAGCAUCCUCACUUGGAACUUACCACAUGCCUGAAAACUUCAAACAGAGGAACAUGGACCUUAUUCAGUCAAUACAGAACUUCCUUCAGAAUGAUGAAUCCAAGUUCAAUGAAUUCAAAAACUAUUCAGGACAGUUCAGACAGGGUUUAAUAUCUGCUGCCCAGUACCACAAAAGCUGCCAUGAGCUGCUGGGGGAAAACUUCAGCAGGGUCUUCAACGAGUUGCUGGUUCUACUUCCAGACACACACAAACAACAGGAGCUUCUCACUGCCCAUGCAGACUUUAAAGCAACGGAGAAACAGCAGCCAGGCUCCAAAGGCAAGAAGAACAAAAAGAAAGCCUGGCAAACAUGUACCUCUAACAACAGUCUAGACUUGGACUGCCAAGUGUGUCCUACCUGCAAGCAGGUAUUGGCCCCAAAAGACUUCAACGCUCAUAAGACCCUGCAUAAUGGAGAUGACGACUUUCCCUCUCUCCAGGCUAUAAGCAAGAUUAUCAGUUAACUGCCAAAAUCAGGGGCACUGCUCCCAGAAUGAUGCUUUUUUUUUUUGUUAUUCUGAGGGUCAAAGAUGCUUAAGACAGUGAGGUAUCAUGUGAAACAAUGCAGCUGUAGUGUGUCUAGAGCAUGGGCGCUCAACUCCACUAUCGGAGUCCAUCAGAGUUUGGCGACUUCCUGGUUCCGAGAUGCCUAAUUUGGCACACUUGUAAAUUACCAGGUUUAACUAUGGCAUUCCAGGUCUGGAGUUGGACACCCCUGGACUACAGCGUUUGAAAUAAUUCACCACUUUUUUGAAGAAAAAAUAAAAUAAAAAAAACUUUCCCAACUCAAAAGGUGAGAUUGAAAUGUUUUGUAAUGAUGGGAGAGAUUUGCUUUUGGAGUAUUCAUUAUUAUUAUUAUUAUUAUUAUUGUUAUUAUUGUAUAAUACAUUUCUUAAUGCCACAUCUCUGGAUUUAUGGGUGACAUUUUCAUCUGUUUGUACUCAUGCUUUAGGCAUGGUCUAGCUGCUGCAUUUUACAGAAGCCCUAAGAGACCAUGCAUAAUUAUUUUUUUCUUUCUUGUUUUCUUGAUGUAAUUUUCCUCAUGAUCUCCACAUAAAAAAAAAGUUGUUUUCUCGUGACCAUGACUUAGCGCAAUCCUGCUGCAUCAUGGAUGAACAAAUAUAUUUUUUUUCUUUGAUCAGAGCUGAAAUGGCUCUGUGUCUGUCAGUGAUUGAUAACUUCCACAUUAGUGUCCGACACGCGAGAAGGAGGUCUACGUGCACGCGACACCAGUCCCAUUCACAAGGCGUGAGAUUUUCUCAUGGUAAAAUGACAUCGUGAGGAAAACAGCUUUUUAGGUCAUGUGGAGAUCAUGAGAAAACAAGAAAGAAAGAAAAAUGCAAAAAAUAGCUACUUCCGUAGCAUUUGAUUCUCCCAAAACAUUUAUGUAUGGAGUUAUUUUCAUUAGUCUUGUUGCUCACCUGUUUUUCAAACCAACAAAAAAUAAAGAGGUUUUAUAUAUUUAUAUAUAAGAUUUGGAUGAAGGAAAAUGAUUAUGAAAAUGAUGAGUUGUGUAAGUGCCUCGUAAAUGAUCCGUCUCUGACAAAGGGCUUUCUUGAAGUCCGUUGAUAAAAAGUGAUUUCAUCAAUCAAAUGAACAAAGUACUUGUACCAUUACCAUUUCCCGUCAGUCACUGUGACACCUCGGCACUUGUUUCCAUGCUUAAUUUGAACUUUCCUCAUUAUUUAUUUAGGACCUAUUAUUAUUAUUAUUAUUAUUAUUAUUAUUAUUAUUAUUUAAGGGGAUUAUUGUAACUAAGCUUUUAGUUUAGCAGAGUGUGACCAGGGCGGACAAAGUUCUAUUUUUCAUAACAUCUCUUUUUUGUUUUUUGUAUGUUUUUUUUUUGUAUUAAAAUGUCAUUCUUUUUUAAUUAGCCUACAUGCAAUAAUGCAGUUGAUGCAUAGUAAGGCACUGACCUCUGGAGUUAAAUAGAAGAAUGAAAGCACAUUUAUUAUUUUGACUGCAGGGUAAUUAUUAUUAUAAUUUUAUUUCUUUCUUUCUUUUUUUCUUUUUUUUUUUUACUGCAUCCCAGCAUCUGCAUUGCUCCUGCUUUUGUUCAACUCUAUUCAUUUCUGAAAAUGCACUGGGACGUGGGGAUGAAUACGUUUUCCUGUUAACUUCUCUUUUGUUACCAUUAAUGACUGAAUGUUAUGUUCUAUUGUGAUCUAGUACUGUUUUACACAGCAAUGGGUGGGGGAAAAAAAAUAUUUACCUACAGAUUAGAUGAGUAAUGAUGCACAGCUGGCUCCUAAAAGAAUCAAAUUAAAUGGUUAAAUACACAAAUUUAGUCAUUAUUAUUAUUAUUAUUAUUAUGUUUUCAUAAGGACAUGCUUGUGAAAGUCAUGCAAGUUGCACAGAUCAGACGUCUCAUGAAAAAAAACAUAUCUUUUUUUAUUUUAAUGACUGCAGUCCAAACACAUUAGAAUUGACAACAGUAAGUCUUUUGUGUACAGCAUUAACAUACAAGAUAGGAUAUGAUGCCAGAGUAGAAAGUAACGUCAAUUUUGGGGCCAUAUUUAUAAUCCUUUAUGCCUUGUGCGUAUGUUGCACUUGAGAGGGUUAUGAAUUUUAAAAAAAACCAACACAAAACAUACAAUGAUUUGUGUACGUGAGUGGACGUCUUCAGUUUUUUUUUUCUGGUGCAAUUUUUUUUUAUUUUCUAGCAGUUACCACAAUAAACGUGACCCGAUCGGUACGCAAACAGUGGUCCAUAAAGUGGUGUUUUUUUUUUGUUUGUUUUUUUUAAGUGUUGGUACAAGAAACACAAAAACCCUGAUCACUUUCACAAACAUACUCCAUUUAGGUCAUGUAUUGAAUUACAGUCAAUAUCAUUUUGUAGGCUUUCCUAUCUGAGAACACACAGAAACAUUAGUGAUAUCCUACUACAUAUCAGACGAAGCACUGAUGGUCACCAAACAUUUUAACAUCAUUUUAACAACUUAAAAACGCUACUGUCUGGUUAAUGUUUUAAUUUAUUCCCCAGCAUUCGCAAGACUGCGUUUUAGAGUAAGCUCUUUUCCAAGAGGAUUUCAUUUUAGUUCUGCUUUUAUUAACAUGAUCCUGUGGGAUUGUUUUCAUAAUGGCCUUUCAAUUGAGCCUUUCUUGAUUGCAGUUUUAUCGUAUAGACGUUUUUCUCUUAAGCACCUAGGAGUAUCAAAUGUGAGUCGCUUGCUUUGUUAUUUCACGCCAGAUGUAUGAGUUUAAACCCCUAUUUUCAUGGUUAUACCAUCUGUACUACACACCUAGUAAAAGUACCCUUGAACAAACACUGAACAGUGCGUUCUUGAUGCAGACGCGAAUACUUGCGCUGCCUUCACUAAAUCAAACGCUGAAGUGAAACGUCGCUUGAGAUAACCUUCAGCACAGGAGGCCUACAACGGCGUCUCCGUUUGAGCAAGACGGCACUCUAACGUACAGUUUGUUUGGCAGGUUGUAACUGGUAAACAUCUUUUAAUAUAAUCUGAAGACUUCUUUCAUACUUAAUAUAUUAUAAAUAUUGCACUUCAUAUCGCCACAUAAACACUCAGUGUAUUCUAUGUUUCAAGUUAGCUUUGAUGCAUGACAGUUAAACGCUUUCUGAAUAUGUUGCACAUGCAUAUUUUUUUUCUUUCCCAUAGGUUAAACAGCGCUGACGUUUUUAAUCACACGCCGCUUGUAAGGUUCUCCUGUUAAUUUCUUAAAAACGUAGCUGACUUUUCCUUGUUUUGGUGACCUGGACGGAUAGAUCCUGUCAUACGUAGAAGAAAUGUCUUAUUUCAUUUCCUCUCUGAUUCAACCUGAUAAAUUAAUGUUUAACUAUCCAUAUAGACCCAAAUUAAAUUAAAAAAGUCACAAUCGACAAACUCUUGUACAGAAGGUCACAGCACAGCACUACCUAUGAACACUGUCACACCAUGUCAGCUUGAAGAAAGGCCAGAGCCUCUUCCUGCAUUCAUACUACCUUUGACGGAUCUGAUACGUUGCACAUGGAUCCUGAUCGGCACCUCUAGUAAAUUGGCACCUGGUAAGUCGGGGCGUUGGAGUCUGGUUUCUCAACGAAAGGUGGGCUCUGGUAGUCAUCAGUGGUCUCUGUGCCAGGCACAGUGGGGUAAGGCUGGAUAGGUUGGUUGCCAUCCAGAUGUUCUGUGGUGAAGAGGGACAUGUCU
Molecule: messenger RNA, 6547 nt
Organism: Ictalurus furcatus (blue catfish)
Lineage: Eukaryota; Metazoa; Chordata; Actinopteri; Siluriformes; Ictaluridae
Gene: znf598
Product: zinc finger protein 598
Exons: 12
Coding region: 122-2866 (914 amino acids)
Biological process (GO): protein ubiquitination; rescue of stalled cytosolic ribosome
Molecular function (GO): ribosome binding; ubiquitin protein ligase activity
Source: RefSeq, a predicted model, not a curated record